Molecule: messenger RNA, 879 nt
Organism: Aspergillus candidus
Lineage: Eukaryota; Fungi; Ascomycota; Eurotiomycetes; Eurotiales; Aspergillaceae
Exons: 1
Coding region: 1-879 (292 amino acids)
Source: RefSeq, a predicted model, not a curated record
AUGUCCGACAUAACAGACAUCCUCCACCGGACCUCCUCCCGCUCCAACACUCGCGUCCCCCCCAUCGUCGCCGCGCGCCAAAGAUCAUCCUCUUGCAAGACUUCCUCCUCUCCACCCCCAACUCAUAUGGCCGCUCUCUCGCGCACGAAACUCCACAAAGAAACCUCCGCGCGAGACCCCGACCUCCGCCGCUGUCUCGGCCACCACCGCCUCCUCCGCCGAUCCGUCCACCUCGCACAAGAAGACAUGCAAAAAGCAGUGAUCUCCUUCCAGACGGGCCCAGACCCGGGGUAUGCUUCCGGCUCAGACUCCGAUUCCGACGAUGAGGAGUUCGACGACUACUACCUCAGCAAACAGCAGCCUACGAGUCACCCGCGCGAGGGCCCCCCCAUUCGCGAGCAGAUCGCUUCGGCAGUCAAGGCGAUGGUGCGGCGGAAAUUGUCUACCUCUUCUACUGUCACUCCUGUUGCUCUGUCGGAGAAGGAAGACGCCGGCACGCCGGCGUCUUCGGACUGGGCGUUUGCAAGUAGGAAUAGCGCGGAGGUGUCUGCGCAGCCGGGGAAGUUCGAGAUCAAGGCUGAUGGCGGGCUGUCAGCUUCGGGUGGGAUUUUACGGACUACUACUAUGGCUGUCUCGUCUAGGGGAGAGGGGGAAGGGGAAGGGGAAGAAGCUGAAAAGGGAGAAUUCCCUGAUGGAGAGGAGAAAGAGAACGUGGAGCCUCUCAUUAAUAAAGCAUUCGGAUGUCCCCUGCAGCGACAGAUGUGCCAGGGUGAGCAACAAAGACACGAAACUAGGUCGUCGAGAAAGAGGCGGCGGUUUCCGCUGGGGCGGAGACUCUGGUCGCAGAAUUACGAGGUGCGGGCUGGAGCAUCUUUUUAG